Messenger RNA from Lucilia cuprina (Australian sheep blowfly), 1885 nucleotides. It is a transcript of the gene ArfGAP1, whose product is annotated as ADP-ribosylation factor GTPase-activating protein 1. The record is from RefSeq and is a predicted model, not a curated record. The coding region runs from base 83 to 1549 and encodes 488 amino acids. Gene Ontology annotation, cellular component: Golgi membrane. The transcript has 6 exons. Gene Ontology annotation, biological process: regulation of ARF protein signal transduction; regulation of endocytosis. Gene Ontology annotation, molecular function: GTPase activator activity. NCBI's taxonomy places the organism in Eukaryota, Metazoa, Arthropoda, Insecta, Diptera, Calliphoridae.
AGCCAGUUGCAGCAGCACUCGGAGUUUUAACGAAAUUUCAUAAGACAACGACCAUUUUCUUCGCUGCUUAGUAAAACCGGAAAUGGCCAGUCCAAGGACAAGGCGUGUACUGCAAGAGCUUAAGCCACAAGAUGAAAAUUCGAAAUGUUUUGAAUGUGGUACCCAUAAUCCACAAUGGGUUUCAGUAACAUAUGGCAUAUGGAUUUGCUUGGAAUGUUCGGGAAAACAUAGAGGCCUAGGUGUCCAUCUCUCAUUUGUACGUUCCGUAACAAUGGACAAGUGGAAAGACAUUGAAUUGGAAAAAAUGAAAGUAGGUGGUAACCGUAAUGCUCGUGAGUUUUUUGAAGACCAAGAUGAUUGGAACGAUCGUGCUCCUAUCACUCAAAAGUACAACUCAAAAGCAGCUGCUUUAUAUCGCGACAAGAUAUCCACUUUAGCCCAGGGCAAACCAUGGGAUAUAACAGAAGCAAAGAAGCGCUUAGGUUCGACGGCGUCAACAACAACAUCAUAUGGUAGUUCAAGUGGUAGUUAUGCUACGUCUACCAACAACUCAUCAAUGGCACAUUCCAGGAACAGUGGAAACUACCAACAGACUUCUGGCGGUGGCUACCAAAAUGGUGGCAAUGGUUCUAAUAAUGACCUUGGCUAUCAACAAUUCCAAACGCAAGAAUUUAAAGAUCAAAAAGAAGAAUUCUUCUCACGCAUUCAAUCUGAAAAUGCCUCAAGACCAGAUCAUUUACCGCCAAGCCAAGGAGGUAAAUAUAGUGGCUUCGGUUAUUCUCGCGACCCACCGGCAAAAACCCAAUCUCAAGAACUUAUUGAUACCACUUUAUCGUCUCUAGCUUCGGGAUGGAGCUUACUCUCAGCCGGAGCUUCGAAGUUUGCUGUUAUUGCAAAAGAAAAAGCUGUUAAUACAGCUAAUAUAGCUUCAUCAAAGAUAAAUGAAGGUGGUUUAAUAGAAACCUUACAACAUUCAGUCACUGAAGUGGCAACAAAGGUUACUGACAUUGGUAAACGUGGAUGGAAUAAUUUAGCGGGCAGUAAUUUUACAUCACCAGGAGAACAAGGUGGUGGUGGUUAUGGCGAUUUUAAUCAAGAAAAUUCUUAUCAACGUUCACACUCUGUAAGUGGAAAUAUUGCUUCAGGCAUGGGAAAUCAAUCGAAUGCCAGUGACAACGAUUGGGGAUGGCAAGAUAGCCCACAAAAACAAAUGCCCACAUCUAAGUCGUACCACAAUCAAUUUAGCAGCAAUUCUAACAGCGGUGCUGGUAGCCGCAAUGCUGCUGCGACUUCAUCAUCUCUAAACAACGAUGAUGACGAUUGGUCUGGUUUUGAUAGUUACCAAGACUCCACAACUUCGUAUCAAAAUUCAACACCAUUAACUUCGACAACAAAUGCAGCAGCAACAACUACUAAAAAUUUGAAAUUGGCUUCUACUACACAAAAACUAAGUGAAGGUUUUGAUAGUUUAGACGUGAAAAGUGCUAAAAUUAAACCUGUAGCCAACAAAACAGCCGAAGAUGAUGCUUGGAAUUUGCUUAUGAAUUGAAACUUGAUUUAUUUUUUUCAUUGAUUAAAAUUUAAAUUACCAUUGAUAUGUAUGUAUUUAUUAUAUGGAUUUUUAUUCUUGUCUAUGUAAUUCGCUGUUUUAUUAUUAUUUUCGUUUAUUUUCUGUUGUUUAUUGUUCUAUUUACUUUAUAUUAGAUACUUUUCUUUAAAACUUUACUAGCAAAUUUGCGAAAACAAAGGAAUAAGAAAAUAUUGGUUGAUUUAACAAAUAUGUGAAUUUCAAUUAUAUAAACGAAUAUAUGUAAUGAUAAUGAAUAUAAAUAAUGAAACAAUUAAAAUAAUAUUAAAAAGAAAAAAUAUAUAGUAUGCAAUUCUA